GGCGCGCUCAGACAGCAACAAGGCGCUGCGAGGACCUUAGGAGUUCUGUCGGCCCGUUGAGAGGUGCGCGCGCAGCAGCCGUUGACAGGAAAGCCUUGAAGGAAGAAAGAGGGGGAGGCCUCACGGCUGAGGGGGUCCCUUUGGGGUGGUUGGUGGCCACUUCUGAGAGUCUGUUAGCCCAGGUACCAGCUACUGAAAAUGUCAGGGGAAGGCCCUGACUCUCACAUUACUGAGGUGAAACCAUUAGUGGACAAAGAGGAGGCAAUCACACAUCUCCUGCCUGAUGGCAAUGUGCAGGAACAAGAUAUUGAGACGGUGCAUGGCUCUGUUCAUGUCACCAUGUGUGGAACCCCACGGGGAAACAGACCUGCCAUCCUGACCUACCAUGAUAUUGGACUGAACCACAAAACUUGCUUCAACCCCCUCUUCAAUUAUGAGGAUAUGCUGGAAAUCACACAGCAUUUUGCAGUCUGCCACGUGGAUGCCCCUGGGCAGCAGGAUGGUGCAGCCUCUUUUCCACCAGGGUACAUGUACCCAUCUAUGGAUCAACUGGCUGAAAUGCUUCCUGGAAUUCUGAAACAGUUUGGACUGAAAAGUGUGAUUGGAAUGGGAACUGGAGCAGGUGCCUACAUCUUAACCAGAUUUGCUCUUAAUUAUCCUGACAUGGUGGAAGGACUUGUGCUUAUUAAUGUCAACCCAUGUGCUGAGGGAUGGAUGGACUGGGCAGCAACCAAGAUUUCUGGAUGGGCUCAUGCUUUACCAGAUAUGGUAAUUUCACAUCUUUUUGGCAAGGAAGAGAUUCACAACAGUCAGGAUUUGAUCAAUACUUACCGCCAGCACAUCAUCAAUGACAUGAAUCAAAACAAUCUGCAUCUCUUUGUCAACUCCUACAACAGCCGAAGAGACCUAGAUAUUGAGCGUCCUGUGCCUGGGACAACUGUUGUUACCCUACAGUGCCCUUCACUGUUGGUGGUUGGAGACAGCUCACCUGCAGUUGAUGCUGUGGUUGACUGCAAUGCUAAACUUGACCCAACAAAGACCACACUUUUGAAGAUGGCUGACUGUGGUGGUCUUCCCCAAGUUUCUCAGCCUGCAAAACUUGCUGAAGCUUUCAAAUACUUUAUCCAAGGAAUGGGUUACAUGCCUUCUGCCAGCAUGACCAGACUAAUGAGAUCCCGCACAGCAUCCGGCUCUAGCAUUUCUUCCCUUGAUGCUGGCAGGACCAGAUCCCACACUGGCGAGGGAUCCCGAAGCAGAUCCCACACUGGAGAGGCUGUUCGGAAUCGAUCUCACACAGAUACGCACAUUGAGCUCACUCCCAAUUCUGCAAACAACAACAAGCAGUCAAGCCCCAAGUCAAUGGAAGUUUCAUGUUAGAUUGGCUUGAGUUGGAAGCAAGAUGUAACCGCCACCCACUGUGUAUCAUAAUAUUUAACCUAAAAUGUUUUCUGUAACACAUGGCAUUGUCCCUCACCCAGAGUUCAACAGGGACCAAUAAAGCAGACAUCUCAAUUGCUCUGUUCCCCUAACAGAGAUUUGCUGCUAUUUUUUCCUCCAACUAAAUCUAGAUUGCUAUUACACACAUCCAGUGGUAAAGCUAACAGCAUUUGUAGACAAAAUUGACACCAAAACUGCCUGAGGUCCUGCUAAGAAACAAAUUUUUUGAAGCAGAACAUAAACCUCCUUCCUUUAUUCUUACAGUUUAUGAAAAUGGUCCCAUAUGACUUGAAAAGUUUGUUUUAUGGAGAAAGGCACAAUGGAAGACUUCUUAGAGAAAGCCUCAGGUUGAAGCUGGAAUUACUAACAUAUGUACAUAUUAAUCACAUGGUAACAUGUGUCUGGCCUUGUGAGUAGUGUUUGAGGCCUAUUUUUCCUACACGAAUAUGUAAUAAUUACAAUAGGGAACUUGGUGCAACUUUUGGGCAAGCAAAUUUUCAGCCUUUAUGUCAUAUUACCUAUGAUUUAGUUGCAGUCUUUUCCCCCUUUAGAACUUAAUUUGCUUACCCAAGUACAGUAAAUGUUCAAAACCUUCUGAAAGGAAUGUUAGAGUUUGGUUUUGGGGUUUGUGUCUCAAAAAACAUUAGGAGACAACAAAGCCUAGUUGGCAUAGUUGCACUACUUAGGGCAAUUGCAGGUGGUGUUGGGAAGCCCUCCAUUUUUACCACAAGUUGUUUAAUUUCUUUUUCUUUGCUUGCUUGAGGCUUUUUGGCAGUUGUACAAACGUUGGGUUCUCCAGUCCCAACUUCAGCAAUAAUUUGUUGUAGAAGUGUGGAAAUGUUAUAUAAUGAUUAUCCUGUAGAGUCAACUGCCACAUGGUUCAGUCUCUUAAAAAUUCAGGCUUAGAACGGGUGCUUUAUAAAUGUAUCUCGUCAUGUUAAUGGGGUUGAGAGAUGCAAGGCUGAAAUGGAGAAUUCGUUGAAUGGUUGUAAAUGUAGAGAUGUGUUGAUUCUGCAACUUAACGCUCUCCUCCCCACAUUUGGGAAAUUGGGUAACUCAGCAGAUUUCAAACAUAGAUGGGAACAAUAGUUUAUACAGAUUAUCUUUUUCUCACUGGCUUCCAGUUUGCUAUAUCACAGUUCUUAAUAUAGCUAAUGAAUGUUGGAUAUCAAGCAUUCAAAACAUCUCGACAUCUUGAAUAGCUUGGGUAGUACAAGGGAGCUAAUUUUUAGUCUAGGUUUAAGCACCUCUUUUAAGAAUGACAACGAGUUAUACUGGGCGCUUUAUAAGGAGGAACAGCAGACUGUCAUUGAGAGGCUAAACUUGUCUAUUGGGAAAAGUUUUUAUUAAUGAAUUAUUUGUAUUUAUUUGAAAAAUAUAUAAAUUUGUAACUUUG
This is a messenger RNA of Anolis carolinensis (green anole), 2833 nucleotides long. RefSeq names its product N-myc downstream regulated 1 (gene ndrg1). The transcript has 16 exons. Gene Ontology annotation, cellular component: cytoplasm. The record is from RefSeq and is a predicted model, not a curated record. NCBI's taxonomy places the organism in Eukaryota, Metazoa, Chordata, Lepidosauria, Squamata, Anolidae. Gene Ontology annotation, biological process: signal transduction. Bases 199 to 1377 code for a protein of 392 amino acids.